Molecule: messenger RNA, 720 nt
Organism: Aspergillus nomiae NRRL 13137
Lineage: Eukaryota; Fungi; Ascomycota; Eurotiomycetes; Eurotiales; Aspergillaceae
Product: GNAT family N-acetyltransferase
Exons: 2
Coding region: 1-720 (239 amino acids)
Molecular function (GO): acyltransferase activity, transferring groups other than amino-acyl groups
Source: RefSeq, a predicted model, not a curated record
AUGACUCUCACCGAAGUCCAUUUGCGACCGGCAGUGUCGCAGGACCUUCCAGCCAUCGCGGAAGUUGCCGCACAGUCCAUGUUGGACGACGAGCUGUUUGCCUUUCUUUGCCCUCGGCGUAGGGAAUAUUACUCGGACUAUCGUCAAAGUUUCCUGCGACGACUACGGGCGAAGUUGACAUCGCCCGGGUGGGUGGUCAUCGUUGCGGUAGCUGAACGCUCAAUGGAUGCAGACUCAUGUCCUAUCCUUGGCUAUUGUGUCUGGGAGCGUAUCGGGGACACAGCGGAAGAGUCCACCAAACAGUGGAAGGAGACCUCGAAUAGUGGUUGGUUGGCUCGCGUACAGGAACUGCUUGGAAAUGCGAGGGAACAUUUCGUGACUCGACUGUACCCUGACCGAAGCGUAGAUGUUUCUCGUUUGGCUCGGUACAAUGCUUUAACCAUUGAAUGUUUUCCGUACGACGACUUUCCCGAGCUUUGGUUCCUGUCCACACUGGCGGUUCACCCGGCGUACCAGCGACAGGGGAUCGGUCGUAGGCUCGUUGAAUGGGGCCUCGAACAUGCCACGUGGGACGGAACCCCUGUUGGUCUCGAAGCUAGUGCCAAAGGAACCUCUCUCUACCAGUCCCUUGGGUUUCAGGUAGUCAAUGAAGUGCCAUUGGUGGAGGGGGUCGCCCUGACAGCGAUGCUGUGGCGACCUUCUCGGGUGGCGCACCCUUGA